AGUUUGGAACGCGCAACCGUUAAAACGUGAAACGUCUGCAGCGGAAAUUUUGAGUGUCGCGCUGUAAUAUUUAAAUCGAAAUUGAAAAUCGCCGUCGUCGCUGUUGCUGUUGUCACUUUUUGUUUUUUUUUUUUAGUCAAUUGCCAUUUUUUGUUGUUGUUUUUUUAUUAGCAUUUCCGUUAGCUGAUUUCGAAUUCGCCGCAACAUGCAACGAGUGCAAGUGAGCAGCGUCCUGAUCCUGGCCAUGUUUGCCUUCGGUCACGGCUUAGCCGUCGGCACACCCGAGUGCCCCGAGAAAUAUGGCGAACAGGCCUAUGCGCAUACCGAGAACUGCGAUCAGUUCUUCCUCUGCACCAACGGCACUCUGACCCUGGAGACCUGUGAGAAUGGUCUGCUGUUCGAUGGCAAGGGCGCCGUUCACAAUCACUGCAACUACAAUUGGGCCGUCGACUGCAAGGGACGCCACUGGGAUCCCACGCCUAUUUCAACACCCGGCUGCGAGUAUCAGUUUGGGCUGUAUGCGGUGUCCAAGGAUUGCUCGACCACGUACAUCAAGUGCGCCCAUGGCGAGCCCCACGAGCAGGACUGCGAUGCUGGCUUGGCCUACGAUGAACGCAUCCAUGGCUGCAACUGGCCCGAUCAGCUCCUUGAUCACUGCAAUCCCGAGGCUGUUGUUGGCUUCAAGUGCCCAACGAAGGUGGAUCCCAAUUCGGUUGCCGCACGCUUUUGGCCGUUCCCCCGCUUCCCGGUGUCGGGUGACUGCCAUCGCCUGAUCACCUGCGUCGAGGGCUAUCCGCGCCUCAUCAGCUGCGGCGAUGAUAAGGUCUUCGAUGAGCACACGCUGACAUGCGAGGAGCCCGAAUAUGCCAGUGGCGGUUGUGCCAGCUAUGGCAAAUAGUGUGAACCACACACACACACACACACGCAACACACACACACGCACACACACAACUGUACAUAUGUACAUAUAUAUGUAAAGAGCUGCGCUCAAAGCUCACUUCAGCUCUCUCUGUAUAUCUCUGUCUCGCUCGCUCGCUCUCUUGUUUUCUUUUCUUCCGUUACUUUGACACGCUCUUCCUCUCUCUCUCUCACUCACUGCCUAUCCCAGUCGCACUCGUUCCCGUUUCCUAGCAUUAAAUAUUGCAAUAAUUAUUGAUAAUUUUCCCUUCUUUUUUAACAAUCAUUUGUAAAGUUUUUUUUUUGUUAUUUUCAAAAAAUGAGCACAAAAUGCAAUAAACCUUAAAUUUAUUUAUUGUAAUAUUUUUGAAAAGUGAAAA
Messenger RNA from Drosophila grimshawi, 1277 nucleotides. RefSeq names its product protein obstructor-E. Lineage: Eukaryota; Metazoa; Arthropoda; Insecta; Diptera; Drosophilidae. The transcript has 4 exons. The record is from RefSeq and is a predicted model, not a curated record. Gene Ontology annotation, cellular component: extracellular region. Bases 206 to 898 code for a protein of 230 amino acids. Gene Ontology annotation, molecular function: chitin binding.